AUGUCAUUACAAGAAAAGUACACAAAGGCCGGCCAGGGCCACGUCUACAACUUUUAUUCCAAGCUCUCGGCUGAGGAGCGGCAGUCUCUUGACCGCCAGCUGUCCAAACUCGACCCUGAGGAGAUCAAUGACAUCGCCAAACGGGCCGGCGACUACACCGAGAGCGAGGGUGUAAUUGAGCCGCUGCCUGCCCAGGUUGUCGCCUCCAUGUUUGACUCUGAUCCGGCUGAUUUAGAAUCGUGGCGUAAACAGGGCCUUGAGGCUGUUGCGAACGGCGAGGUUGCUGUGCUACUGCUUGCGGGCGGUCAGGGAACUCGCCUUGGUUCUUCGGCUCCUAAAGGAUGCUACAAUAUUGGCCUGCCAUCCAACAAAUCUCUAUUCCAGCUCCAAGCUGAGCGGAUUGCCAAAGUUGCACGGCUUGCUGGUGAGGAGUUUGGCAGAUCUGGUUGUCGGGUCCCCUGGUACAUUAUGACUUCUGGUCCCACCCGUGCGCCUACCGAGGCCUUUUUCAAGGAAAACAACUAUUUCGGUCUACCGUCUAGCGAUGUGAUUUUCUUUGAGCAGGGCGUACUGCCUUGCCUAACAAAAGAUGGCAAGAUCAUUCUCGAGUCAGCUGGCAAGGUCGCUGUCGCGCCCGAUGGAAAUGGCGGUGUCUAUAAAGCACUAUACGAAAGCGGUGUGCUUGAUGACUUGAAAACUCGCGGAAUUGAGCAUGUUCAUAUGUACUGUGUGGACAACUCGCUGGUCAAAGUUGCCGACCCGUCAUUUAUUGGGUUUGCAGCUGCCCGGAAGGCAGAUGUUGCAGUGAAAGUGGUGCGAAAGCGUAAUGCUGGCGAGUCUGUUGGUCUGAUUGUCAGUAAAGAUGGUGCUCCUGGAGUUAUUGAAUAUUCCGAGAUUUCCAAAGAGCUUGCAGAGGCUAAAGACGAGAACGACCCUUCUCUUUUGAAACUGCGAGCAGCAAACAUUGUCAACCAUUACUACUCUACUGCAUUUUUGCUGAAAACUGUUGACCUGGCCAAGCAAUUGCCCUAUCAUGUCGCUAACAAAAAGAUCCCCUAUGCAGACGAAUCAACCGGUGAGACUGUCAAGCCGUCUCGUCCUAAUGGCAUCAAGCUUGAGCAAUUUGUUUUCGACAUCUUCCCCCAGGUUUCCUUGGACAAAUUUGCGUCUUUAGAGGUCGCUCGUCAAGACGAGUUCUCUCCGGUAAAGAACGGCCCGGGCUCUGGAGAAGAUUGUCCGGAAACCGCCAGAGAUGACCUGUUGGCGGAAGGUGCGCGCUGGCUGACGGCAGUGGGCGCGACUUCCCAACCUAUCGAGAUCUAUCCUAAUGUUUCUUACAGCGGCGAAGGCUUGGAGUCGUUCGCAGGAAAACAAGUCAACGAGCGCUACUUGAGUUAG
Molecule: messenger RNA, 1398 nt
Organism: Wickerhamiella sorbophila
Lineage: Eukaryota; Fungi; Ascomycota; Dipodascomycetes; Dipodascales; Trichomonascaceae
Product: UDP-N-acetylglucosamine pyrophosphorylase
Exons: 1
Coding region: 1-1398 (465 amino acids)
Biological process (GO): UDP-N-acetylglucosamine biosynthetic process
Molecular function (GO): UDP-N-acetylglucosamine diphosphorylase activity
Source: RefSeq, a predicted model, not a curated record